AAGACCAAGAUCACUGACCGGGCACCUUGCAGAUCGACUGAAAAGCAAAGCAAAAUGACGAAGGCAUUGGUGCUUUUAGCUGUUGGCGCGGAGGAAAUGGAAACUGUCAUAACCGUAGAUGUGUUGAGAAGAGGAGGGGUAGAUGUGACUCUAGCCGGACUAGCUGGAAACGAACCUGUAUUGUGUUCUAGAAAUGUCAAACUUGUCCCAGACAUGAGCUUGGAAGAUGCUAUGAAGUCUGCUCCAUAUGAUGUGGUGGUCUGUCCAGGAGGAGGGGAUGGAGCUAAGGCCCUGGCAGAGUCAGCGGAAGUGAAGAAGAUCCUGGAAGCUCAGGAAAAAGACAACCGGUUUAUUGCUGCUGUCUGUGCAGGACCAACAGCACUCCUGAGUCAUGGUAUUUGUAAAGGUAAAAAGAUCACCUCCCACCCUGGAUGUAAAGACAAGAUGUCGGCUACAGGUGACUACACCUAUUUAGAUGAGCGUGUUGUUCAAGAUGGAAAACUCAUAACUAGCAGAGGUCCUGGAACGUGUUUUGAAUUUGCACUCAAGAUUGUGGAAAACCUACAAGGAAAAGAAACGGCGGAUCCUUUAGUUGCUCCAAUGUUAGUAAAGAUGUAAAUUUUAUCUGAGAAACAGUUUAACAGAUACUUUGAACGACUAAUUAUAACGGAUUGUUAUAGUAAUUUGAAUAUGCAUGCUGCCAGGGAAGUGAGGCAGUUUAUAGACGUUGGAAGGGAAGGGAGAUAACUCUUAAUGGAAUACCUGCAUGUUGAAACACGGCAAAAAUGUGAGCCCCUCCCUUGAAAUUUACUGCUUGACGUGGGGAUAUAAAACUGCCCUAAGCGACUGCCUUCGCGUCACAUAUUCAA
Molecule: messenger RNA, 869 nt
Organism: Pecten maximus
Lineage: Eukaryota; Metazoa; Mollusca; Bivalvia; Pectinida; Pectinidae
Product: protein/nucleic acid deglycase DJ-1-like
Exons: 5
Coding region: 55-618 (187 amino acids)
Biological process (GO): protein deglycation, glyoxal removal; guanine deglycation, glyoxal removal
Cellular component (GO): nucleus; cytosol
Molecular function (GO): protein deglycase activity
Source: RefSeq, a predicted model, not a curated record